AUGCUGGUCAUUAGAUUCCACGAUCAAAUCAACGUUAGCCAUAUGCUCUUCCUACUAGUUGACGCUACACUGUCUCUACUGCGAUCUUUACACGGGCUUUUACGUUGUUUGUCAUCGUCAGAGCGUUUUGCGCGCAAUCCAGAUGCUGUACGGCAUUUCAACUACUGGCUUGACCUAUCUGUUACACUCGCCACUGACACCAUUCAGUUAUUUAAUUAUAUCCAUCUCAUGUUUAUGUCACCACUCGGUUUCAACAUCACAUGCUUCUUUUUCUUCUACCAUAUCAAAAAUGCUUAUAACUCUAUUGUCAACACUCUCACCCGUCAUCAUAAGCAUAAUCAAAUCUUUCUCCAUAUUCAAUCCACCUAUCCUAAUGAGGAGGCUGAGGAAAGGGAUCUUUGUAUUGUCUGCUGGGAAAAACUGGGGCUAUCUCGUCGCCUUCCUUGCGGUCACCAGUUCCAUGAUUGGUGUUUGAUGUGGUGGUUGGCCCAGGAUGGAUCUUGCCCAACUUGUCGUCGCGCGGUGUCUGCCCCACCACCAAUGAAUCAACAACCUCCCCCAUCACCAGGAUCUACAACCACUUUCCGUUUUGGUGGAGGUUUUGGAUUUCUGCGACUUCCAUCGUUUUCAAUCGAAUUUUCCACGGGUUCAACUACCCUCAAUCCAUUUCUGAGGCGUCAAACCCAGCACGAUGAUUCGCAGUUAACGGGGAUGGCACAUCAGGUCAACGAGAUGUUUCCCCAAAUACCUGUUGAGACUAUUAUAGAAGAUCUGCGAAUAACUGGAUCAACACAAGCUACCAUAGAGAAUAUUUUAGAAGGACGAGUAGGAUUUAUGGCUGGCAUAAUGGGAAAUGAUGAAGAUGAUCAUCCUUGGCGAAUUAAUGGUGGAGCAGGAGAUAAUGACGACUUACUUUUUGACGAUGAUGAUGACAGCAGUGGUGAGGAAGCAGCGUCGUCAUCCGACUCAGCUUUCACCCCAUCUCCUCCGCAGCGC
Strongylus vulgaris is the source of this 996-nucleotide messenger RNA. NCBI's taxonomy places the organism in Eukaryota, Metazoa, Nematoda, Chromadorea, Rhabditida, Strongylidae. The record is from the annotation of a GenBank genome assembly.